UCAAACGAUGACGGCAAAGAUGGCGGCCUCCAUAGUGGAGCAUGGAGAAGAUGCUUUUAGGAAAUUAUUUAAGUUUUAUAAGAGGAAAAGUCCUCCUCCAGACUUCAGUGAAGUCAUUAAUUUCUCCAAACCACUACACAGUGACAAGGUGUUUGCUUGUGAACUUAACUCCAUCCCUAUAAGUGAGGAGGAAGUUUCCAAAGUGGGUCUUCAACCAGUAAAAGACUGGAGAGCCUUUGGUCUGCAUGGAUAUCCAGGGUUCAUCUUUAUAUCCAACCCGUUCCUGCCUGGUUCUCAGCAGUAUUGGACAAAGCAAUGUCUGAAGAACUAUCCACAGAAACCAAAUGUGUGUAAUCUGGAUAUGCAUAUGUCAACUGCAGAGACCGAAAACAUUUGGGAGAAAAGCAUAGAUGCCAUUCAAAGAAAAGGCUCUGGGAAAAGAGAGCCCAAGACUCUUCUAGAAAAGCUACGCUGGGUGACUCUUGGUUACCACUAUGAUUGGAACUCCAAGACUUACUCUCCAGACCACUACACUCCCUUCCCCACUGAACUUCACUCGCUGUCCCACAAAGUAGCAGCGGCCUGUGGCUUUCCUGGCUUUAAUGCAGAGGCGGGCAUUCUCAACUAUUACCGAUCUGAUUCGUCGCUUGGAAUCCAUGUUGAUGAAUCAGAGCUUGACCACACCCAACCAUUGCUCUCUUUCAGUUUUGGACAGACUGCCGUCUACCUGUUGGGCGGGGCUAAGAGGGAGGACCCCCCCACUGCCAUGUUCAUGCAAAGUGGUGACAUAAUGGUGAUGUCAGGACCCAGUCGCCUGCUUUAUCACGCAGUACCCUGCAUUGUUCCCGCCCCUGCUGAAAACAUGCUGCCAGCCUGCCUAAAUGAAAGACUGAAUGGGGAGGCGCAGGAUGAUGACAUCAUUCAGAGUGUAUCAGAGGACGAUUGGAAGGUUUGCUCCUGGUACUUACAGACAUCUCGGGUGAAUGUGACUGUUAGACAGGUACUGGCUUCCGGUCAGACGUUCCCCCAAAUGGAGUCACUGUGCGGGACAAAAUACACAUCUGAAGAUAACAGUCAAAAACCAGAGGAAGAGGAUGAAACUGGAACAAAUAAGAAGAGGAAAACUGAAUCAGGCUAUGAGCGAGAUUCCUAACAUGCCUGUUUUGAUGUUUAUUGCUUUGAGGACAAUAUUGAAUUAUUGCUUUUGUUUUAUUUAUGUAAAAUGCACCUGCUAUUAAACUUUAACUUUAUGCAAUGCUUUAUGGUUCUGGUCCAUCUACUAAUCUGCUUGGACACGAAGCAUUCUACACUGUAAAAAAAAAUGCUAAAUGAAGUUAAAACGUUGGUUUUGCAAGUCAAUUCACUCUACUAUUUAAGGUUUGACUUGUACGUUGACCUAACUUAUAAAAACAAGUUGAAAUUAUUUAACUUAAUUUAUGUUAAAGUAACAUAAAAAUAUGUGUUGAUUUAACAUAUUUUAUACAGUGAAUGCUGAAAUUUGUUGAAAUAAAAUAGGAAAUUAGGAUGCUUUUAUCCAAAGCGACAUGUGUACCACAAUUCAGAAUAUACAUUGAACCCAUGACCUUUGUACUGCUAAUACAAUGCACUACCGGUUAAGCUACAGAAACACUAUACCUGUCUGAGAAAUCCAAGCUAAAGUCUCAUAAUCCUUAUUAUGACAUGAGGGCAUCAAAGAUAAUAUCAGUCAAUAUUAAAGAUAUCAAAUUUAUAUUUUCACAGAAUGUUCUUUACAUUAUGUAGCAUUUUUAUAGAAAACGAAAAAUUAGGUUUUCACAGGCACGUUUUACUCGG
This is a messenger RNA of Paramisgurnus dabryanus, 1812 nucleotides long. The record is from RefSeq and is a predicted model, not a curated record. NCBI's taxonomy places the organism in Eukaryota, Metazoa, Chordata, Actinopteri, Cypriniformes, Cobitidae.